GACCCUUCCUUCCGCUUCUCCCAACGACGACAAAGCACGGCACUGCAAAGGCCCUCAUUGAGGCGCCAAAUGCUUCUGAGAUGAUAUCGAUCACUUUGCACCGCUCAUCAUCUCCUCUUGCGACGCUACCCCGACUCAUGGAGGUCCAUUGAGGUGCGCUGAGAGCAAAACUGUGUGUGUGCAUCACCAAGCGAUGACAGUGCCUGUGAUUGCGUUGUGUUCUAUGGGUUGUGUGUGUGUGUGUGCGGCAGGAGUGACCCAGGGAGGAGAGCGAGGUUCUUGGCUUUUAUUAUUCGGCAGAAGACCUUCUGUGUCGAUGAUGAUGCACUCGGCCGCCAACGAUUCAGAAGAGCGUGAGCUCCUGAGCCCAUCCACCACGGCAGCUGGAACCACAGACUGUGAGCUGGACUGCGGCGCUUCUUCUCGCGAUGAAGACUCUGGAAAGCAGCAGCUGCAGCGGCACAAGUCAGCACUCGUGUGGUUCGGUUCCCUCACGGCCGCCUUUCUGCUCGGCAUGGCUUUCAUGAGCGGGGUGGAUUGGUUACGGAGGCCAGCAGAUAGCCCACCCCCACGGCAAUCAUGGCAACGAGAGGGCUACACAAGGGCUGUUCCCUCAUUGAAGAUGAGGCAGCAUCACCCGUCAGCAGCAGCAGCAGCAGCAGCAGCAGGAGGAGGACCAUCAGUAGGCCAUCUUUACUACUUCAUUCAGCUGACUGACAUCCACCUGGACCCCCUCUAUGACCCACACACCCCACCCCAGCAGUACUGCCGCACACGGCAGCAGCAGGUGAUCCCAGACAAUGCGUCAUCGUCUUAUGUGUGGCCGUUUGUGGCUGCCUUCGGCCGCUACGGAUGCGACAGCCCGAUGCCGCUGCUGGAGAGCGUCUUGGCCGAUGCGCGGGAGAGGUGGCCGUCGCCUGCAUUUGUGAUCGUCAGCGGUGAUAGUGCUGCUCACUCUCUUGGGAAAGAACACAGGUGCACACAAAGCGAAUUCACGUUGGUACGUAUUGUAAGUGCGCAUUUGCUCGCGUGAUGUGUGUGUGCGUGUGUGUGUGUGUGUGUGUGUGUGGCAGGCUGCUGUCGAUCUCUCGCGUGACUGACUUGGUGCGGAGGAGCUUUCCCAACACGACGAUUGUGUGGGUGCUGGGCAAUGACGACUGCUACGACAACUACAAGCUGCCACUUCCUGCAUACAAGUGGACUCAUGAGCUGUGGCGAAUAUGGGAAGCCGAUAUGCCGAAUGAUGAUCACACACGACAGGUGCACAUGGAAAUGGGGGUGUAUGUCUGAUGUCAUGUCGAUUCGAUGUGUGUGUCCAGGGGUUCCUGAGGGGUGCGUAUUACUCGGUCGAUGUGGCUGUGGGUGUGGGUCCGUCAUCCCGCCGUGUGCGCGUCAUGAGCCUCAACACGAUCUUUUACUCCAAGUACUUCGCAUGGGAGUCUGCAAUGGGCGACGAUGCAGAGUUUGACGAUGACCCAGGUGCUUCAAUUCACACGUGUGUUGCUGAGUGAGUGAUGCUGGCUGAAUGCCGGUGGGUAUCCAGUCAUGAUAUCUGUGUGUACUCGUCUGUGUCCUUAUUUCUUCUAGGUGGUCAGUUCGCAUGGAUGGAACACAAGCUGAAAGAAGCGGCGGUACUCGGCUUGCCGGUCAGUCAGCGAGUGACCACACCAUAGCAGACCACACAAGAAAGUCUGCAGACGUCCGUCCGUCGUCAUGUGUGUGUAGGUGAUUAUGGCCUUGCACAUCCCUAUGGGAUUCGCCCUCUCCCAGAUCAGCGGCAAAUUCACCAGCGAGAAGGAGUGGCACCAGCACUAUGCUGACAGGUAGACACGUACAUACAUAAGACACACAUGCACUGUCUCUCUGGCUGUGUCUGUGUGUUGCCCAUACACACAUAGGUUCCUGCGUAUCGUAUCGGCCCACAACAUGACGAUCCUCGCAUUGCUGGCCGGCCACCUGCACAAGGACAUCACCUCUCUCUACCCCAAUCCCCCUGUGCCCAUGUACACGGCCCCCUCUGUGUCGCCCGUCUACACCAACAACCCCUCCUACAGAGUCUUCCCCUUUCGCACAAACAUGCCCAGCCAAAUCGGCAUUCGUGACAUGCACACCUAUGUGGCGCCACUCUAUGGCACAGUCGACGCCCUGGGCACGUUCGGGCAGUCAUUGCAAUGGCAGAGAGAGUACUCAUUCACGGUAAGCGACUAUAUGAGCAAGAGAGCGGUGAUCUUGACGCCGUGCUGUGUGUGUGCGUGUGCGUGUAUGUGUGUGUGUGUGUGUGUCUGUGUGUGUGUAUCCAUUAGGAGGCGUAUGGUGUGAGGGAUAUGAGCGUCUCAUCUAUCACCCGCUACAUGCGGAACAUAUCCACCGAUGCACACACAUACAAGUAAGUAGUACAGAUGGAUGCAGCUACAGCACACGCACACAUAGAAGUAGAUGGACACACAGCCGGCCAUCCCUCUGAACUGGUGUGUGCUUUCACUGCAGCGCGUGGCUGUCUCAUCGCGACGGCGGUGUGUCGUUCCCCGCCUUCUACCAGACGUGCAUCUUCACCAGCCAAGAUGCCAAUGCACUCGACAAAUGUGUCCGAGGCAGAAUAGACAUUGGCGAAUGAUGCAGACAGACGGGGGCGUGUGUGUGUGUGUUGACGGAUGAGGGGACUUUUGUCGUCAGGGAAAAACAGAGGUCACAUCGAUGCGUGUGAUCGGAGUGACUGUGUGUGUGUGUGUGUCACUCAUGCAAAGGCGAGGCCCGAAGGGCCGAGCCGAGCGAAACCUGCCUCGUCUGUGUCUGUCUAAGUAUGUGUGUGUGUGCGUUGAUGAGGGGACUUUUGUCAUUAGGGAAAGAGGUCACAUCGAUGCGUGUGAUCGAUCCACUUUGGCGUGUCUGCGUCACUCUCAUUCGCCAUACAUACGGCCAGAGAGGAAGUCAGUCUUUUUUGACAACUCGUACCUUAAAGCUAUUCUCAAG
Vitrella brassicaformis is the source of this 2970-nucleotide messenger RNA. Lineage: Eukaryota; Vitrellaceae. The record is from the annotation of a GenBank genome assembly.